AGCUAGCGCGACGGCGACAACGUCGGUUCGCUGCAAUAAAUCGCCCAUCCAAUCAAGAAACGCUGACAGUAUAAAUUUGAGCGUUCAGCGAGAUGGCUUUCCCAGGAAAAAUCAAAAAAUCGGAAAAAUAUAGUGAAAAAGUGGAAGUGUAUAGUGAAAAGCCAAAUGUUAAAUUAAAGCGCUGAGAAAAUAGUUAGUGAUAAUCAUGUGCAUUUAAACGUAAUAAUGUGAAGUUAUAGGCGGAAAAAUAUGCGACUGAGAUGAUUUAUUGAUAUUUGAAAGUGAAAAAAAGUAAGAAGUUGGUAGAGAGAAGCCACGAAUUAAUGAAAAAUCGAAUGUGCGAAGCAAACUGAGGCAGCGAGGUGGGCAGAAUUGUAUUUUGCGAAUUGGAGAGUAAUGCAGAAUGAAGUAGUAAAUGACUAUUUGAAGAAGUAAUGUAAUUCUUCAUUAACGCAAUAAAGGCGUUAAAAAGGACGGAAACAAAGAAAUAUACGGGAGCUGUGUGAAAACGAGGUGAAGUAAUUAGAACGUCAAAGCAGCGCAGUCGGUCAACAGCAAAAAGAGAGAAAGAGAGCGUAGCCAAGAUAAUACUAAAAAGGACAAUAGAAGAAGUAAUUUGCCAAGAACGCUACCGAAUCGAUUUGCCAUAAACCAAUAUAUGGACAAAAAUUGCCUGCAUUUGUAAAAAUUCUCAUCUUUUCAUGUAUACAUAUGUACAUAUAUAUAUAUGCAUAAAUAUAUAUAAGUACGAGCUAAAGAAUAUAAAGCCUGGCUAAACACCAACAACAGUCUCAUUAGUGUUGGAAGCAAAAAUUUUAUUAUUUGGGUAAAUUUAAAAUUAUAUCUAUAACGAACUAAUACAAGCUGUGUGCACGAGUAUAAACCGAUAAAACCGAGUACAUUUUAUUGUGACAUCAACAGUAACACAGAAAAAAGCCAGCAAAACAGCACAAUCCCCACAGGCAAAGAGCAAACAAUGACUUCGCGGUUGGAUCGCCUCUUUAUAUUGCUGGAGUCUGGCUCAUCCGCGGUUACGCGUCGUGCGGCAGCGAAACAAAUCGGAGAAGUGCAGAAGUUGUACCCACAUGAGUUGCAUGCGUUGCUGAAUCGCCUAAUUGGGUAUUUGCACAGCACUUCAUGGGAUACGCGUAUAGCUGCCUCACAAGCUGUCGAGGCGAUUUUGCAAAAUGUGCCCGCUUGGAAGCCGGAAUUGUAUGCCACCAUAAAACGUGAGGUUAUCAAAAAAGAGAAGGACAUAGACGAAGAGUCAGCUGUAGCUUCUAUCACUGGUGGUGGCGAGGAUGACAGCUGCCAGUCGGUGGCCACCACCGCCACAACAUCCAGUGAACAAAGCUGUAGUCGUGACGUGCAGCACCGUGACCGCCUGUUAUCAUUUGCGGAAUUUGAUUUGGAGCAAAUAUUACAUAAAGGCGCGCGUCUUAUCGGCUCAGAGGGCAUUGAAUUCGAUUUGAAUGAAAGUGAUGUGACGGCGACGAUUGUCGAUGGAGGUGGAGGUGGAAACGCUAACGCCACUGCGGCAGAGAGGUUGAGUCGGCAACGUGCACUGCUGAAUGAGAAACUAGGUCUGACGCAGGCGUCUAAAUUGGGCGUCAAUUUGAUGGAUAUGAUAACCGACGAGGAUGUUAUGGUGUCCAACAACAGCAACUCUUACAAUGCCAAUGAGGAGAAGAUUCCAGUUGAAGACAUACUGAAUAUAAAGUCCAAUUCAAAUUUAAUUGCCUCCAAUGGGCAACAACUGAGCUGUCGGGAAAUGAAUCGAGCCAAACGAAAAGCGCGACAAAAUAUCAAUACCACCACAAGUGGCACUUGUGUUAGUGCAUCAGUUAAUAGUCUAAGCCGCAGUAAUAGCAGUACGAGUAGCGGUUUGGGGACCUGUAAGAAUGGUUCCAGUGCGUCCGAUGAACCGGAGCGCAAGAAAGUUAAAACAGAUUCACUGCAACGACAGGAGGUUUUCUACACACUGAAUGAUCCCGUUCCUGACGCGACCGGCAUGUGGGUGGAUGCCGUCAAUUGGCCCCUGGAAAACUUUUGUGCACGUUUAUAUGUUGACCUCUUCAACCCCAGAUGGGAGGUACGUCACGGCGCUGCAACUGCGCUGCGCGAACUAAUUAACAGUCACUCCAAUGGUGCUGGUAAAGCGAUCGGUAUGUCCCGCGAAGAAAUAUAUCAGCAUCACAAUCUCUGGAUGGAGGAUGCGGCCUUGCGCCUGCUCUGCGUACUUUGCUUGGAUCGCUUCGGCGAUUUCGUGUCCGACCAAGUCGUGGCACCAGUACGCGAAACAUGUGCACAGGUGUUGGGUACAAUUGUUAAAGAAAUGCAUGCUGAGCAAGUCCAUCAGAUCGUGCAACUGUUGAUGAAAUUGCUUAAGCAGAAGGAAUGGGAGGUUCGUCACGGUGGACUGUUGGGUUUGAAAUAUGUUUUUGUAGUACGUGAGGACCUAUUGCCCGUUUAUGUGCCGCAAACUAUAAAUGACAUAUUAUUAGCGCUGUUCGACGUCGUGGACGAUGUGGGCGCUGUUGCCGCGUCAACUUUGAUACCGAUCGCUACGUGGCUACCGAAAUUGUUGAAUCCCGCGCAGGUGUCGUCGAUCGUAAAGAUGUUAUGGGACCUGCUAUUAGAUCAGGACGAGCUGACAAGUGCCAGCAACAGCUUCAUGGGUUUGCUGGCCGCGAUUCUGUGUUUACCAAAUGCUGGCUCUUGGAUACAAAUGGAACCAAUGUCUACCCUGAUUCCACGACUGUGGCCAUUCCUUUCGCAUAGCUCCAGUUCGGUGCGCAAAUCUACUUUGCUAACACUUCAAACACUCACUGCCAGUAACUUAAGUAAAGAGAAGCUUGAAGCUACGACUGUGGAUGUUCCUGCUACAAGCACUGCCGAUAUUAACAAUGGCAACGGUGUGAUUGUGUCGAGUAAGGAAUCUUCAAAUGAUGCAGCCGCUGCAUUAGCAAUCAAUUUCGAUUCGAAAAAAUUAAAUCUAAAUUUGGGUGUCGUCGAUUGGCAGUGGAAACUAUUGCAGGACGCCCUUCGUUUCAUUUAUGAACGUAUUCUAGUCGAACCUCAGGCAGAUAUACAAGAGAUGUCGUGUAAAGUAUGGAACAAUUUGUUAUGCAAUUCUGAUUUGGGAGCACUACUUCAUGCAGCUUGCCCUGUCGUGUCAUCGUGGAUUUGCUUAGCUAUGCAGCCCGCGCGUCUCGCUUUCGAUUCUUCCAUAUUAAUACAUACCUCUGCAGAAACACACAUUUCUGUGGCCUCAUCAGCUAAUGGAAGCUCGCCUGUUACACCCCGUCGACGUACACAACGCGUUGCCGACGACUUGGAUGCUAAUUCCACUCCAGCAACGCAAAGGUACUUUCUUGGUGGCAAUGAGGCGACGCCUCAGGAAGUACGUGAACGCAAUGUAAUUCGUGCGCGUAUAAUGGCAGCCAGGGUGCUGGGUGCACUCUCCAAAUAUCUAGUACAGCCUGCGCCGGGUGUGUCGUACACGCCUAAUAUGGAAUCACCGAUGGACUGUUAUACCAAAGUGCUCUUAGGUCAUUUAAAUUCUCGGUCAGCGGUGCAGCGCAUUGUUUGUGGUCUAACAAUUGCUUUUUGGGCGCAAAUGGAUCCAUCAAUGCAUAAAGCUGCACCCACAUUGGCGGAGAAACUCCGCGCAUGUGUCAUGGAGUAUGUCUAUUAUGACGAAGUAGCCAUUUCUUUUACGAGACUUCACCAAGAAGCUCAUGAUCUCAUUGCCACAUUAAAACAAUAUAAAAUAGUCAUAAACGAUUUCAACAAUGCACGAGUUUUUACAUUGGAUCAAAUUGAAGCAAUUGCCACCACGCUCACAGAGGGUUUGCAUCGAUAUGCACUAAAACCGAAAUUGUUGGAAACACUCGAAGAGCGCAGGCGCGGUUUACAAAACUCUUUUACGCAGACCUCAGCUGAGCAAUGCGCCUAUAAUAUAAGCGCUCAAGCGGCAUUAGCUGCUGCCGUUGUAUGUAUGCAGUGCCUGCCGGAGAAACUUAAUCCGAUAGUAAAGCCUCUCAUGGAAUCCAUAAAACGAGAAGAGUGCGAGCUACUGCAACAACUUUCGGCGGAGUUCCUAGUACAACUAAUGCAUCAAGUGUGUGAUAGAAAUCCUAGUCCCAAUAGUAAAAUACUGACUAACUUAUGUACGCUACUGAAGAGCGAUCCUCAGUUUACGCCGAAAAUUAUUUUAAGCCCAUUGACAUUGAAGCAGACCCCAUUGCCACAGACGGCCGCAGUCACAAACAAUUGCGUAUAUUAUGGCAUUUUAACUUUAAGCCUUCAACAAAAUAAUAUACAAAUUGGUGGUACUGGCAACCGCAGUGUUGCUGCGAGUACUCCCCGCGGACCCGGCAGGCCUCCGUUGACUGAAACCCUUGCCACAGCGGGCGACGUCACCAAUGUAGCCAAUGCGGUGGAAUUGAAACAAAAUCGCAUUCAGCGCAUGGGUGCAUCUUGUGCCAUAUCGAAGAUUUGCCUAGGCUUUAAGAUGUAUAUUUUCUCCAAGAUACCAGUUUUCCAGCAGAUCCUCUUUGCUAAAAUUGAACAAUUCACCAGUAGUUAUCCAAAUAUGGAGCUUUUAUCGGAUGUGCCCCUAGACUUAGCACAGACAAAUGAUAUAAUUACAUCGCUGCAGUUGAUCGAAAUUGCAGCUCCACACUUUUUGCAGUUUGCCAGCGAUACUUCAGCCAAAGAAAAAGUGUUUAAGCAGCUAUUCGAGUUGCUUCCACAUUUCAGUGUACUUAUUACGCAUCCAUUAAAGGCGGUACGCCACAUGGUCGCUCGAUGUAUUGCAGCACUCGCUGCUGCCGAUUUAGUGCGCGCAAUGCACUUUGUGUUGGACGUGCUGCUUGGUAUGCUGGUUAAUAUUGAGAAAGUGAUCCAGCGCCAGGGUGCGAUUGAGGCCAUUGAACGUGUGGUGGACAAGCUGCAGCUAUCUAUUGUGCCUUAUACCGUCCUUCUAGUCGUCCCAUUGUUGGGUUGCAUGAGUGACCCUGACGAAUCGGUCCGCCUGCUUUCUACCCAUUGUUUCGCUGCACUUAUUCAGCUGAUGCCGUUAGACUCGCGAAGUAAAUCGAUCAAAAACGAGAUUCCUUCAGUAGAGUUGCAGCAGCGUAAGAUACGCGAUCGCGAAUUUCUCGACUAUCUUUUUACACCAAAAAGUAUACCCGAUUACAAGGUGCCAGUGCCACUUUCGGUGGAGCUGCGUUCAUAUCAACAGGCAGGUGUGAAUUGGUUAUGGUUUCUUAAUAAAUACAAUUUGCAUGGAAUACUCUGCGAUGAUAUGGGUCUUGGUAAGACAUUGCAAACGAUUUGCAUUCUUGCUGGCGAUCACUACCAACGCCAUGUAGACAAAGCCGCACCACUGCCAAGCUUGGUCAUUUGUCCACCCACUCUCACUGGCCAUUGGGUGUACGAAGUGGAAAAAUUUAUAGAAAAAUCGAAUAUUUUGCGCCCACUACAUUACGUGGGAUUGCCUAUUGGGCGCGAAAAAUUGCGUAGCCAAAUUGGGGUGUGUAAUUUGGUUGUGGCUUCAUAUGACACAAUACGAAAAGAUAUAGAUUUUUUCAGUACCAUACAUUGGAACUAUUGUGUGCUGGAUGAAGGCCACAUCAUAAAGAAUGGCAAAACAAAAAGUUCGAAGGCCAUUAAGAUGCUCAAGGCUAAGCAUCGUUUGAUUCUUUCGGGAACGCCUAUACAAAACAACGUACUUGAGCUGUGGUCACUCUUUGACUUCCUCAUGCCUGGUUUCCUUGGCACUGAAAAACAGUUUAUUGCACGUUACAGUCGACCUAUACUUGCUUCCAGAGAUUCUAAGAGCUCUUCAAAAGAGCAGGAAGCCGGCGUUCUCGCCAUGGAGGCAUUACAUCGGCAGGUGCUACCAUUCCUGUUGCGACGCGUGAAGGAAGAUGUGUUGACCGAUUUACCACCAAAAAUAACCCAAGAUUUACUUUGCGAAUUGAGUCCAUUGCAAGAGCGUUUGUACGAGGACUUCAGUCGUACACAUUUGAAUUCACAUUGGAAGGAUUGCUUGCAGAGUUUAGGCGAUAGUGAUAGCAUUAGCAAGAAGGCUCACAUUUUCCACGAUUUGCGUUAUCUACAAAACGUAUGCAAUCAUCCGAAAUUGGUGCUGACGCCAAAACAUUCGGAGUACAUGAAGAUCACACUGGAGUUGCAGAAACAGCAGAGCUCUCUAGACGACAUCGAACACUCGGCGAAAUUGCCGGCAUUGAAACAACUACUGCUGGAUUGCGGCAUUGGCGUUCAGACAGAGACGGUUAGCCAGCAUCGCGCGCUAAUUUUCUGUCAAUUGAAAGCUAUGCUGAAUAUUGUCGAGAAUGACUUGUUGCGCAAACACUUGCCUUCCGUUACGUACUUGCGUCUGGAUGGCAGCGUGCCAGCAUCCUUACGACAGCAAAUUGUAAAUAACUUCAACACAGAUCCGAGUAUCGAUGUCCUUCUACUCACUACUCAGGUUGGUGGCCUCGGCUUAAAUUUGACUGGUGCCGAUACAGUAAUAUUUGUUGAGCAUGAUUGGAAUCCAAUGAAGGAUCUACAAGCUAUGGACCGUGCUCAUCGAAUUGGUCAAAAGAAGGUAGUGAAUGUGUAUCGUUUGAUAACGCAAAAAACUCUCGAGGAAAAAAUCAUGGGUCUGCAGAAGUUCAAAAUACUCACCGCAAAUACUGUGGUUAGUUCAGAGAAUGCCUCGUUGGAGACAAUGGCCACGGGUCAGCUAUUUGACUUGUUCAAUGCAAAAGAUACUGACAAAACAGGAUCAAGCGGUACACCAGUCUCGCAUACGAGCGUUGGUGGUAGUCAAAUGGCUAUGAAUGCUAUCAUUGAAUCUCUGCCAGAGCUAUGGUCAGAACAGCAGUAUGAUGAGGAGUAUGACGUAUCAAAUUUUGUGCAGGGUUUGAAGAAGUAAAUCCCAAAUUGACAAAGGAAAUGGACAUAAUAUCUUUAUAAAUAAUAAAAAUAACUGUGAGUUGAUACGGAAUUUAAUGCUUCCAGACAGACAUUGCCGUAAUGCAGCAACACCUUUUAAAAGGAUUUCUGGGAUUUGAACGCAGAUUAGUUUCUAAGAAUUUUCCGUUUUUUACUAUUACCAUAUAUUUCGAUAUAUCUAAUUAAUAAUGAUAAUAUAGCCUCUUAAUGUGCACCUUUUUAUUUAUUUAAAAAAAUGAGAACUUUGCAUUGUUUAGUUUAUACUUUCCUUUUCUUUUUCAAAUAUAUAUAUUUUAAGUAA
This is a messenger RNA of Zeugodacus cucurbitae (melon fly), 7273 nucleotides long. It is a transcript of the gene Hel89B, whose product is annotated as TATA-binding protein-associated factor 172. Bases 977 to 6952 code for a protein of 1991 amino acids. The record is from RefSeq and is a predicted model, not a curated record. The transcript has 15 exons. Gene Ontology annotation, molecular function: DNA binding; ATP hydrolysis activity; ATP-dependent chromatin remodeler activity. NCBI's taxonomy places the organism in Eukaryota, Metazoa, Arthropoda, Insecta, Diptera, Tephritidae.